CCACACCCGUGCUUUUCGUGCUCUUUCGGAAAAUGUCUCCAUCAGAAACGGGUCGACUGUCGAAAUUCUCGAAAAAUCGGACAUAACCGAAACCAAAAAUUAUGUGACAUCGAAAAUGGCGACUUCCAGUGACGGAACGGCUACAAAAAGACUUUUCGAAUGGUGGAAAACCUACCUUCGUUCGGACUAUAACAAAUAUCGAAACGUUGUUCUGUGUACCUGAUUGAAUCGUUGAGUUUUUUAAAUUUUAUUACAUAUUUAUCAUUUAACAUCAGUUUUUUUUUCUGUAUCUAGACCACAUUUUUAUCAAAUUAUACGCACAAACUAACAUUAUCGUCAACAUUCAGUAAAUAUUAGGAAUAUUUGUGUGAUAUGUGAUAUAACUACACUUUACUUCAUCGGUAUUAUUCAUAAAUCGCGGCAUUCAACUCACCGUCGUUCAAAACAUGGUGGAUUUAGGUGGAUACAUAAUAAUUAUGUUUGAAAGCAAAGACAGGAGAACUAAAUUAUAUGGUUUACGGCUAAUGAUCUCAGGUUCACCUCUUGAUAAAGAAAUUUUCGAAAUUGGUGAUGAAAUUCUUGAAAUUAAUGGCAGAACUUUUGAUGAAGCACCAUAUUCAGAAGUUAUCAACUUUAUUCAUCAGUGUAUACGAUCCCGAACAAUAUGUAUGAGAGUGAAGAAACGAAGCGCUGCUCGUUUAGCGUUAGAUUUAGACUUGUUUUCGAAGGUUCAAGAUGCAUUCGUUAUCGCUGUCGAAGAUUCAGCAAGGGAUUAUUUGGAGAAACUACCCGCUUUCACACGUGUCACCGACAUGAAACAACUAGCAAAACAAUUCAAUCAAGAAGGAUCCUCGAACGAAGAACUAAACGGCUUUCUAAAAAAUACCCCUUUAUAUGUAACUUCUUUAACUGCUACCGAAAGUAUAAACAACAAUUGCACCGGAAGCAAAAGCCUAGAAGGGGGAAGUGUGUUGAGUACCACGACGUCCGUUGUAGCUUGUAAUAAAGAAAUCGCCUCUAUAUCUAAACAGGACUUACCCAAUGGUAAAGAUCUUGGAGAUUUCUUUGCAGACCACAUAAAUAUUGUGCCGAAAGGUGUUCGGACUCCUCAGAGCGAUCUUCUGAAUGCCCGAGAAAGUCCAACACAAACCAAGAAAUUAGCAGAUAGAAGUUCUUCCCCUUUUCAAAAUGGACGAACCGAAUUACUAUUAGCCACAGAAGACAAUAAUAAAGUGAAAACAACGGCCAUCGUAGAAAGCAAUAAUAAUAAAUUGGGCGUUGAUUUAGAAAAUCGGCCUCGUCGACGCUCGGGCAGCAGUAUCGUUGUACUCGACGGGGAGCUAGAUCCAGUAAAAAAACACCCUGACGACUUGAACGAUAGUUUAGGGUACAAUAACAUGGUGAUGAUGAUCCCCAGUGAGAACGGACCCCAUAGGGAAAUGGCCGUCGAUGUUCCAGAUAGUUUCAUCGCCAGAAAUAAGACACCGCCUAGGUAUCCCCCACCUAAACCUAUUUUACAGGUAGGGUACAACAAGUUCUUAGGGAUUUCGUUUGAUAGUGACUAUCAGGAAAGAGCAAUAGAUGUACCUGAUUACAUUGUAGAAAAAAAGAAGGCAGCUCCUAAAUAUCCUUCUCCAAAUAUUAUUGAGAGUGGCAUGAAUGAUUCAACGGUCGCUCAGACGUCGGUCUUAGAAAGACCUUCCGCAGUAACAAAGCCUGUACCUCCUCCGAGGGAUCACCUCAAAAUAGAAAAGGACGGGCGUCUAGUCAAUAGGGCACUUGCACCACAGUUACCUGCAAGAAUAACCAAUAACAAUAAUAUCCUUCCUAGUAAUAACUCUUCUGGUGCCAUUAUGUCGCCAAGCAGCGUCGAACCAACAAAGGAUCAAUUGGAUAGUAUUAAGAAAUAUCAGGAACAAAUUCGAAAACGCAGAGAAGAGGAAGAUCGUCUAGCUGCUCAAAAUGAAUUCCUUAAUAGAUCCUUACGUGGUUCACGUAAGCUUCAGGCUCUAGAGAGUGAACCGCAGGGAGCUUUCAAUGAUGCAUUCGAAGAUGAAGGUCAGGAUUCAUCCAGAUCGGACACACCGGCAACUGAGAAAGAACUGGUUCAUACUCAAUAUGGAUAUGGAGAUUUGGUCGCUUCCAUUCAACGGUUACAACUUCAACUGAAGAAAGCUGGUACAGGAGGAGGUUUGGGAGGCCUUGAAGGUCGAAUUGCUGCUAUUCAAUCCCUCCUUUUAUCGCCCCAAUUUGGUCAAGCGCUGGCUGUUCAUAACAAAGUUCAAAGCGUUAGGUCGAGAACUACACCGCGGGCCACGCCGACUGCCCAAACCGCCCUAAGAGACUGCCUUGACGCUAUUAGUCAUUCUCAAUGUGCUUAUACCGUGGAAUUAGCUGCCUUAUUAACAGGUUAUGAAUUUGAGGCUUUAUUAAUGGCCCAUGAUGGCGUAGCAUCUAUACUACCACCGGAUUCCACUUCGCCUACUCCAUCUACUGCUGAAACUCUACCAUUAUCAGUAAUAGACCGAAGAUAUGGAGAAAAUAAUAUUAAAGUUAUUAAAAUAGAAAAAAGUACUGAACCACUCGGUGCCACAGUUAAGAAUGAUGGUGACGCUGUCGUUAUAGGUAGAGUAAUUCGAGGAGGAGCUGCCGAUAAAAGUGGUCUUCUACACGAAGGAGAUGAGAUUCUGGAAGUUAAUGGUAUUGAAAUGCGCGGCAAAAGCAUAAACGCUGUCUGUGAUAUUUUGCAAACUAUGGAAGGUACUCUGACAUUUCUAAUUAUCCCUGGGUCUCAAGUGCCAAGAUACAAUAACAGGGAUAAUUUCCUUCAUGUCAGAGCGCACUUCGACUAUGAUCCUGAGGAGGAUAUGUAUAUACCUUGUAGGGAACUAGGGAUUGGAUUUCAAAAAGGCGAUGUUUUGCAUAUCAUCAGUCAAGAAGAUGCCAAUUGGUGGCAAGCCUACAGAGAAGGAGAAGAAGAUCAAACAUUAGCAGGUCUAGUACCUUCUCUAACAUUCCAGCACCAACGAGAAAAUAUGAGAUUGGCAGCAGAGGAACGCAUGUCUAAACCUCAAAGAAAGUCAACGACAUUACUUUGUGGCAAAACGAAUAAAAGAAAAAAGAAAAAGGGAGCAUACGCCGAUGGCGGUUACCCUAUGUAUUCAAACAAUGUAGAUGAGUACGAUACUGAUGAAAUUUUAACAUAUGAAGAGGUUUCACUGUAUUACCCAAGGGCUAAUAAUAAGAGACCAAUUGUCCUUAUUGGACCACCAAAUAUAGGAAGACACGAAUUAAGACAAAGACUUAUGGAAGACAGUGAACGGUUUGCCGCCGCCAUACCACAUACUUCUCGAGCCCGAAAAGAAAAUGAAGUUGACGGACAAGACUAUCACUUCAUAACUAGAGCCCAAUUUGAAGCUGAUAUACUUUCGAGAAAAUUCGUAGAACACGGAGAAUAUGAAAAAUCUUACUAUGGAACUUCACUAGAUGCUAUAAGAUCUGUGGUAAAUUCUGGGAAAAUUUGUGUUCUGAACUUACAUCCACAGAGUUUGAAGAUACUCAGAACUUCUGAUUUAAAGCCGUAUGUAGUAUUUGUUGCCCCUCCCAGUUUAGAGAAAUUGAGACAGAAAAAAAUUAGGAACGGAGAGUCUUAUAAGGAAGAAGAGCUGAAAGAUACUAUAGAAAAGGCUCGUACAAUGGAAGACAAAUAUGGGCACUUUUUUGAUCUUAUCAUCAUAAACAAUGAUACCGAAAGGGCGUAUCAUCAAUUACUAAAUGAAAUUAACAGUUUAGAAAGAGAACCUCAGUGGGUGCCAGCGGCAUGGGUGAAAGGUUGCUAAAUGUAACCUAUAAUUUUUAAAUCUAGAACUUUUUAAAGCUCAAAUUGUUUGUAUAUCAAUUGAAUAUUUUUAAUUAUAUAUUAAUCCAUUUAUGUCAACCUUUUUUAACGUGGUACUCAACUAUUAGAAUAUUUGUUUCAUUCGUAUUGUUUAGUAAAUCUAGUGAACCUGUUCUAAAUUCUUGUACCAGUUACAUCGUUAGGAGUGCAGAUUAUGUAAAAAUAAUUGAAGGGUAUACAAUUUCAAGUAUUUAAAAAGUGUUCGGAACUGUUUAAAUCCCUUUUAAGAAGAUCAAAAGAAUUGAUUGAACAGGUGUGUGCAAAACAUAAACAUAAACAUGUGAUACUCUCUUUUUGAAGUGUAAUAUUAAUAUAGGAAAUAUUUUAAAGAGGACUUUUUGCAAAAAAGGCGGCAAUAAUGAAUGUAAAUAUUUAAAAUUGUAUAAAAUUUAAAAUUGUUCAAAGUAUGUUUGUAGCUAUGUAUAUCUAGCAUGAAAACUCGAAAUGUAUAUACUUUAUAAAAUUUGAAAAAAUGAGUUUUGUCUCGAUAUAAUUUUAUUCUUAUUGUUAAAACUGUUUUAAUCAAUAAAGGAUAAGGAAUAGUUAUAAA
This is a messenger RNA of Diorhabda sublineata, 4448 nucleotides long. It is a transcript of the gene sdt, whose product is annotated as protein PALS1. The record is from RefSeq and is a predicted model, not a curated record. The coding region runs from base 447 to 3839 and encodes 1130 amino acids. Gene Ontology annotation, cellular component: plasma membrane; adherens junction. Gene Ontology annotation, molecular function: protein binding. The transcript is spliced from 19 exons. NCBI's taxonomy places the organism in Eukaryota, Metazoa, Arthropoda, Insecta, Coleoptera, Chrysomelidae. Gene Ontology annotation, biological process: morphogenesis of an epithelial sheet; establishment or maintenance of polarity of embryonic epithelium; protein localization to plasma membrane.